Haliotis rufescens (red abalone) is the source of this 1161-nucleotide messenger RNA. RefSeq lists its product as uncharacterized. The record is from RefSeq and is a predicted model, not a curated record. The transcript is spliced from 4 exons. NCBI's taxonomy places the organism in Eukaryota, Metazoa, Mollusca, Gastropoda, Lepetellida, Haliotidae. The coding region runs from base 77 to 622 and encodes 181 amino acids.
UCGGGUGGCAUAGGCGAAGGCUCCGUACAAAUACUUGUCAGGCUGCAGGGGACACUGUGUGACAUCCACAGCCAGUAUGGAUUUAUUUAUUCCAAUGUGUAUCCUCUGUAUUCUGACGGGACAUAGGAUUCAAGGCCAUAAUACCGCUACCGAUGGCGGAGUCCGGUUUGAGAAAGAACAGACCGAUGUCGGAUAUGCACUUCAAGAGGGUCAGACCGCUGAGGACGAUUGGCUUCAGAAAGCACAGACCAGUACUGAACAUGUGCUCCGACAUACCCGAACCAACAGCACAGGGGUAUUGUCUGAGAAUGAAACAGAAGCUGCUUCAAACGGAACAGAGCACAGUGCGACGCCGCUGCCAACAAAGCCUGCCCCUUCUGCUAAGAAUCUCCAGAAUUUCAUGCUCUCGGUUUUCGCCCUUUUCACCAUUAUCGUGUUGGCAUGUCUCGCUACCAUGACGGCCUGUGUAAUAGACGUGCCGCAAGAUAUCUCCAAGGCAUCCAUCAAGACGAACGACACCGUAUUAUCUCUGGAUUGGGAUCUUCUUGCCAGAAGCCAAUGCAUUCCCGUCAUUGGAGUCAACCAAGAUAGCGACAAACAGACUCUCGUCGGCUUCAAUUAGCAGCCAUGUUCGUUGACCGAGGUGCCGAUUCAGCCACUGUUGAUCAAUCAAAGAGCCUGCCUGUCCAGUCUGCUGCAGGGGGGAAUGAAAAGCGUGACCCGCUGAAUGUAGGUGUGGUCUUAAUGACAUUUAACACUCAGUAAGAGUCUUUGAGUUUGUUCAUUUGAGAAAUCAUGAAAACUCAUUCAUACCUCAAUAUACGUUGUGUAACCUUUUGAACGCCAUAACAACUGUACGCCAAUCGACAUUCUUAUUGAAAGCCCCGUGGGGGCCCAGUCUGGAAUAGACUUCAACAACCUAUUGUUUGAGACAAGAUGGGUUCAACGUGCGUUGAAAAUUAUUGUACUUGUAUAGCAACGUGCAUGCACGUCCUUCCGCUCAUCAAUCCUAAUAUUGUCCCUUCUGCCAAGCCUUAACUGUAAUGUUUCAGCCCUAAAUGAAGCAAGUCUAUAUUUUCCACAAGUUCAGGAUCUCCCAUCUCACUGGUUGGUUGGUUGGUUGGUUGUUUAACGCCGCACUCAGCAAUAUUCCAGCUAUAU